Messenger RNA from Jaculus jaculus (lesser Egyptian jerboa), 12713 nucleotides. RefSeq names its product transformation/transcription domain associated protein (gene Trrap). NCBI's taxonomy places the organism in Eukaryota, Metazoa, Chordata, Mammalia, Rodentia, Dipodidae. Gene Ontology annotation, molecular function: transcription coregulator activity; protein binding. The record is from RefSeq and is a predicted model, not a curated record. The transcript is spliced from 73 exons. Gene Ontology annotation, cellular component: SAGA complex; NuA4 histone acetyltransferase complex; nucleus. Gene Ontology annotation, biological process: DNA repair; regulation of DNA-templated transcription. Bases 265 to 12000 code for a protein of 3911 amino acids.
UGAGCUCUCUGGGUUUGCUGGUGGUGGGUGGAUGGAGCCGGGGGGAGACGACCAGCGACAAAGGGAGGGAACCGGAAUCCGAGAGGCAGUUUGCGACUUUAGAGCGUGAACGUGGAAGUUGGGGCGGAGGCGCCCCUUAGUUCAUCCUGGCAGCUUCGGGCCUCCACGCAGGCACCUGGCUCACCCGGCCGAAAGCGAAGCGAGAAGGCUGGGUGAGCUCAUGGACCUGAUACUUUUCUUCUGAGAAAUAAAUCAGCUCAAAACAUGGCAUUUGUUGCAACCCAAGGGGCCACAGUGGUUGACCAAACCACUCUUAUGAAAAAGUACCUUCAGUUUGUGGCAGCUCUCACCGAUGUCAAUACACCUGAUGAAACAAAGUUAAAAAUGAUGCAAGAAGUGAGUGAAAAUUUUGAGAAUGUAACCUCAUCGCCUCAAUAUUCUACAUUCCUGGAACAUAUCAUCCCUCGGUUUCUCACCUUUCUCCAAGAUGGAGAAGUUCAGUUCCUUCAGGAGAAGCCAGCCCAGCAAUUGCGGAAGCUAGUCCUUGAAAUAAUUCAUAGAAUACCAACCAAUGAACACCUUCGUCCUCAUACAAAAAAUGUUUUGUCUGUGAUGUUUCGCUUUUUAGAGACGGAAAAUGAAGAAAAUGUUCUUAUUUGUCUAAGAAUAAUUAUUGAGCUACACAAACAGUUCAGGCCACCAAUCACACAAGAGAUUCAUCAUUUUUUGGAUUUUGUGAAACAGAUUUACAAGGAGCUUCCAAAAGUAGUGAACCGCUACUUUGAGAACCCUCAGGUGAUCCCCGAGAACACAGUGCCCCCCCCAGAAGUGGUUGGUAUGAUCACAACAAUUGCUGUGAAAGUCAAUCCCGAGCGCGAGGACAGUGAGACUCGAACGCACUCCAUCAUUCCAAGAGGAUCACUUUCGCUCAAAGUGUUGGCAGAAUUACCCAUUAUUGUUGUAUUGAUGUACCAGUUGUACAAACUGAACAUCCACAACGUUGUUGCGGAGUUCGUGCCCUUGAUCAUGAAUACGAUUGCAAUCCAGGUAUCUGCACAAGCCAGGCAGCAUAAGCUUUACAACAAGGAGCUGUAUGCGGACUUCAUUGCUGCACAGAUUAAAACUCUGUCAUUUUUAGCCUAUAUCAUCAGAAUUUACCAGGAGCUGGUGACCAAGUACUCUCAGCAGAUGGUCAAAGGCAUGCUGCAGCUCCUUUCGAAUUGUCCAGCGGAGACCGCACACCUCAGGAAGGAGCUUCUGAUAGCUGCAAAGCACAUCCUCACCACCGAGCUGAGGAACCAGUUCAUUCCGUGCAUGGACAAGCUAUUUGAUGAGUCCAUAUUGAUUGGCUCAGGAUAUACUGCACGCGAGACUCUAAGGCCCCUCGCCUAUAGUACACUGGCUGACCUUGUGCACCACGUUCGCCAGCACCUGCCACUCAGUGACCUCUCCCUCGCUGUCCAGCUCUUUGCUAAGAACAUCGAUGAUGAGUCUCUGCCUAGCAGCAUCCAAACCAUGUCCUGCAAGCUCCUGCUGAACCUUGUGGACUGCAUCCGCUCCAAGAGCGAGCAGGAGAGCGGCAAUGGGAGAGACGUGUUGAUGCGGAUGCUGGAGGUUUUUGUUCUCAAGUUCCACACCAUUGCCCGGUACCAGCUUUCAGCCAUUUUUAAGAAGUGCAAGCCUCAGUCUGAACUAGGAGCUGUGGAAGCAGCUCUGCCUGGGGUGCCCACUGCCCCUGCUGCCCCUGGCCCAGCACCCUCCCCAGCCCCUGUGCCCACCCCUGCCCCUCCUCCCCCGCCGCCCCCAGCCCCGACCACUCCGGUGACCCCAGCCCCCGUGCCUCCAUUUGAGAAGCAAGGGGAGAAGGACAAGGAAGACAAGCAGACAUUCCAGGUCACAGACUGCCGAAGUCUGGUGAAGACCUUGGUCUGUGGCGUGAAGACGAUCACGUGGGGCAUCACAUCGUGUAAAGCGCCGGGUGAAGCUCAGUUCAUUCCCAACAAGCAGCUACAACCCAAAGAGACUCAGAUCUACAUAAAGCUUGUGAAGUAUGCAAUGCAGGCCUUGGAUAUUUAUCAGGUACAGAUAGCAGGAAACGGACAGACGUACAUUCGAGUAGCCAACUGCCAGACCGUCAGAAUGAAGGAGGAGAAAGAGGUGUUAGAACACUUUGCUGGUGUCUUCACCAUGAUGAACGCGUUAACAUUUAAGGAAAUCUUUCAAACCACAGUUCCUUAUAUGGUAGAAAGAAUCUCAAAAAACUAUGCUCUUCAGAUUGUUGCCAACUCUUUCUUGGCAAAUCCUACUACCUCUGCUCUGUUUGCCACGAUCCUAGUGGAAUAUCUUCUGGAUCGUCUGCCAGAGAUGGGCUCCAACGUGGAGCUCUCCAACUUGUACCUCAAGCUGUUUAAGUUGGUCUUUGGCUCAGUCUCCCUGUUUGCAGCUGAAAAUGAGCAAAUGCUGAAGCCUCACCUGCACAAGAUAGUGAACAGCUCCAUGGAGCUCGCCCAGACUGCCAAGGAGCCCUACAACUACUUCCUGCUGCUGCGCGCACUCUUCCGCUCUAUUGGCGGAGGGAGCCACGAUCUCCUGUAUCAGGAAUUUUUGCCUCUCCUCCCAAACCUCCUCCAAGGACUGAACAUGUUGCAGAGUGGCCUGCACAAGCAGCACAUGAAGGACCUCUUCGUGGAGCUGUGUCUUACGGUGCCUGUGCGGCUCAGCUCUCUGCUGCCCUACCUGCCCAUGCUGAUGGAUCCCUUGGUGUCUGCACUUAAUGGCUCUCAGACAUUGGUCAGCCAAGGACUGAGAACUCUGGAGUUGUGUGUGGACAAUCUGCAGCCCGAUUUCCUCUAUGACCACAUUCAGCCAGUGCGCGCAGAGCUCAUGCAGGCCUUGUGGCGCACGCUACGCAAUCCUGCUGACAGCAUCUCCCAUGUUGCCUACCGUGUGCUUGGGAAAUUUGGGGGCAGUAACAGGAAGAUGUUAAAGGAAUCCCAGAAGCUGCACUACGUUGUGACUGAAGUUCAAGGUCCCAGCAUUACUGUGGAGUUUUCCGAUUGCAAAGCCUCUCUUCAGCUCCCAAUGGAGAAGGCCAUCGAAACUGCCUUAGACUGCCUGAAGAGUGCCAACACGGAGCCUUACUACCGGCGUCAGGCGUGGGAGGUGAUCAGGUGCUUUCUGGUGGCCAUGACGAGCCUGGAGGACAACAAGCAUGCGCUCUACCAGCUGCUCGCACACCCCAACUUCACAGAAAAGACCAUACCCAGUGUCAUCAUAUCACAUCGCUACAAAGCUCAAGACACCCCAGCCCGAAAGACGUUUGAGCAGGCUCUGACUGGAGCAUUCAUGUCUGCGGUUAUCAAAGACCUGCGGCCCAGCGCCCUGCCCUUUGUGGCCAGCUUGAUCCGCCACUACACCAUGGUGGCAGUGGCCCAACAGUGUGGUCCUUUCUUGUUGCCUUGCUAUCAGGUGGGCAGCCAGCCCAGCACAGCCAUGUUCCACAGUGAAGAGAAUGGGUCGAAAGGAAUGGACCCAUUGGUUCUUAUUGACGCGAUAGCUAUCUGUAUGGCCUAUGAAGAAAAGGAACUUUGCAAAAUUGGAGAGGUGGCCUUAGCUGUGAUAUUUGACGUCGCAAGUAUCAUCCUGGGUUCAAAGGAGAGGGCCUGCCAGCUGCCCCUCUUUUCCUAUAUCGUGGAGCGGCUGUGUGCGUGCUGCUAUGAGCAGGCCUGGUACGCAAAGCUGGGGGGCGUGGUGUCCAUUAAGUUUCUCAUGGAGCGGCUGCCUCUCACGUGGGUUCUGCAGAACCAGCAGACCUUUCUCAAAGCACUGCUUUUUGUCAUGAUGGACCUCACUGGAGAGGUUUCCAAUGGGGCAGUUGCCAUGGCAAAGACCACCCUGGAGCAGCUCCUGAUGAGGUGUGCAACACCUCUGAAAGAUGAGGAGAGGGCUGAAGAGAUUGUGGCAGCUCAGGAGAAAUCUUUUCAUCAUGUGACUCAUGAUUUGGUUCGAGAAGUCACCUCUCCAAACUCAACUGUGAGAAAGCAGGCUAUGCAUUCACUGCAGGUACUGGCCCAAGUCACUGGAAAAAGUGUGACCGUGAUAAUGGAGCCCCACAAAGAGGUCCUCCAGGACAUGGUCCCCCCUAAGAAGCACUUGCUCCGACACCAGCCUGCCAACGCACAGAUUGGCCUGAUGGAAGGCAACACGUUCUGUACCACACUGCAGCCCCGGCUCUUCACGAUGGAUCUCAACGUGGUGGAGCACAAAGUGUUUUACACAGAGCUGCUGAAUUUGUGUGAGGCUGAGGACUCUGCUUUGACCAAGCUGCCCUGUUACAAAAGCCUUCCUUCACUUGUCCCUUUACGGAUUGCAGCCUUAAACGCCCUUGCUGCUUGCAACUACCUUCCUCAGUCCAGGGAGAAGAUCAUCGCGGCACUUUUCAAAGCCCUCAACUCCACCAACAGCGAACUGCAGGAGGCUGGAGAGGCCUGCAUGAGGAAGUUUUUAGAAGGUGCCACCAUAGAAGUGGAUCAAAUCCAUACACACAUGCGGCCACUGCUCAUGAUGCUGGGAGAUUAUCGGAGCUUGACGCUGAACGUUGUGAAUCGGCUGACUUCAGUGACGCGGCUCUUCCCUAAUUCCUUCAAUGAUAAGUUUUGUGAUCAGAUGAUGCAACAUCUGCGCAAGUGGAUGGAAGUGGUGGUCAUCACCCACAAAGGGGGCCAGCGGAGCGACGGAAAUGAAAGCAUUUCAGAGUGCGGGAGAUGUUCCUUGUCUCCAUUCUGUCAGUUUGAGCCUGCCAUGGAAGGGGUAGAGGAAAUGAAGAUUUGUUCAGCAAUUAUAAAUCUUUUUCAUCUGAUCCCAGCUGCACCUCAAACUCUGGUCAAACCUUUGUUAGAGGUUGUAAUGAAAACAGAGCGGGCCAUGCUGAUUGAGGCAGGCAGCCCGUUCAGAGAACCUCUCAUCAAGUUCCUGACUCGGCACCCCUCCCAGACGGUGGAGCUGUUCAUGAUGGAAGCAACGCUGAAUGACCCCCAGUGGAGCCGCAUGUUCAUGAGUUUUUUAAAGCACAAAGAUGCCAGGCCCCUGCGGGAUGUGUUGGCAGCUAACCCCAACAGGUUCAUCACGCUGUUGCUGCCAGGAGGGGCACAGACGGCCGUGCGCCCCGGCUCACCCAGCACCAGCACCAUGCGCCUGGACCUCCAGUUCCAGGCCAUCAAGAUCAUAAGCAUCAUAGUGAAAAACGAUGACUCCUGGCUGGCCAGUCAGCACUCUCUGGUGAGCCAGCUGAGGCGCGUGUGGGUGAGUGAGACCUUUCAAGAAAGACACCGCAAGGAGAACAUGGCUGCCACCAACUGGAAGGAGCCCAAGCUGCUGGCCUUCUGCCUGCUGAACUACUGCAAAAGGAAUUAUGGAGAUAUAGAAUUGCUGUUCCAGCUGCUCCGUGCCUUCACCGGCCGCUUCCUCUGCAACAUGACCUUCUUGAAAGAGUACAUGGAGGAAGAAAUCCCCAGAAACUAUAGCAUCGCUCAAAAGCGUGCCCUGUUUUUUCGCUUUGUGGAGUUCAAUGACCCCAACUUUGGGGAUGAGCUGAAAGCGAAGGUUCUGCAGCAUAUCUUGAAUCCUGCUUUCCUGCAUAGUUUUGAGAAGGGGGAAGGGGAACAGCUCCUGGGACCUCCCAAUCCAGAAGGAGACAACCCUGACAGCAUCACCAGCGUGUUCAUCACCAAGGUCCUGGACCCUGAGAAGCAAGCGGACAUGCUGGACUCCCUGCGGAUCUGCCUGCUGCAGUGCGCCACGCUGCUGGUGGAGCACGCCCCGCACCACAUCCAUGACAACAACAAGAGCCGCAACAGCAAGCUGCGGCGCCUCAUGACCUUCGCGUGGCCCUGCCUGCUCUCAAAGGCCUGUGUGGACCCUGCCUGCAAGUACAGCGGGCACUUGCUUCUGGCUCACAUCAUCGCCAAGUUUGCGAUUCACAAGAAGAUCGUCCUGCAGGUUUUCCACAGUCUUCUCAAGGCUCAUGCAAUGGAAGCCCGGGCAAUUGUCAGACAAGCAAUGGCUAUCUUGACGCCUGCGGUGCCAGCCCGCAUGGAGGAUGGGCACCAGAUGCUGACACACUGGACCAGGAAGAUCAUUGUGGAAGAGGGGCACACGGUCCCACAGCUUGUACACAUCUUGCACCUCAUAGUGCAGCACUUUAAGGUGGGGGGAGUGCCUAUGCCAGGCUGGUGUGAGUGCCUGCCAGCAUUUGCUUUGAACCCUUGCCUCUUUCUACAGCAGGUGUACUACCCAGUGCGCCACCACCUAGUGCAGCACAUGGUCAGUGCCAUGCAGAGACUGGGCUUUACACCCAGCGUCACCAUUGAGCAGAGGAGGCUGGCCGUGGACCUGUCUGAGGUUGUCAUUAAGUGGGAACUGCAGAGGAUCAAAGACCAGCAGCCGGAUUCAGAUAUGGAUCCGAAUUCCAGUGGAGAAGGUGUCACCUCUAUUUCAUCUUCUAUUAAAAGAGGCCUUUCCGUGGACUCUGCUCAGGAGGUGAAACGCUUCAGGACGGCCACCGGAGCCAUCAGUGCAGUGUUCGGGAGGAGCCAGUCGCUGCCAGGAGCUGACUCUCUUCUUGCCAAGCCCAUUGAUAAGCAGCACACCGACACUGUGGUGAACUUUCUCAUUCGAGUGGCUUGUCAGGUCAAUGACAACACCAACACUGCUGGCUCUCCUGGGGAGGUGCUCUCUCGCCGCUGCGUGAAUCUUCUGAAGACCGCCUUGCGGCCAGAUAUGUGGUCCAAGUCUGAGCUCAAGCUGCAGUGGUUUGACAAGCUGCUGAUGACUGUGGAGCAGCCAAAUCAAGUGAACUACGGGAAUAUUUGCACAGGAUUGGAAGUGCUGAACUUCUUGCUAACUGUGCUCCAGUCCCCGGCCAUCCUCAGUAGCUUCAAGCCCCUGCAGCGUGGCAUCUCGGCCUGCAUGACGUGCGGGAACACCAAGGUGCUGCGAGCUGUGCACAGCCUCCUCUCACGCCUCAUGAGCCUCUUCCCCACCGAGCCAAGUACUUCAAGUGUGGCGUCAAAGUACGAAGAGCUGGAGUGUCUCUAUGCGGCCGUGGGCAAGGUCAUCUACGAAGGUCUCACAAACUAUGAGAAAGCCACCAACGCAAACCCCUCCCAGCUCUUCGGCACCCUCAUGAUCCUGAAGUCGGCCUGCUGCAACAACCCGAGCUACAUUGACAGGCUCAUCUCUGUCUUCAUGCGCUCCCUGCAGAAGAUGGUGCGAGAGCAUUUGAACCCACAGGCAGCGUCAGGGAGUGCAGAAGCAACUGCAGGCACGAGUGAGCUGGUGAUGCUGAGUCUGGAGCUGGUGAAGACCCGGCUGGCUGUGAUGAGCAUGGAGAUGCGCAAGAACUUCAUCCAGGCCGUCCUCACCUCCCUCAUCGAGAAGUCCCCCGAUGCCAAGAUCCUCCGCGCCGUGGUCAGAAUCGUGGAGGAAUGGGUGAAGAAUAACACUCCAAUGGCAGCCAAUCAGACGCCUACCCUUCGAGAGAAGUCUAUCUUGCUUGUGAAGAUGAUGACCUACAUAGAAAAACGCUUCCCAGAGGACCUUGAGUUAAAUGCCCAGUUCUUAGACCUGGUUAACUACGUCUACAGGGACGAAGCCCUUUCUGGCAGUGAGCUGACUGCGAAGCUUGAACCUGCCUUUCUCUCAGGGUUGCGUUGUGCCCAGCCACUCAUCAGGGCAAAAUUUUUUGAGGUUUUUGACAACUCUAUGAAACGCCGCGUCUAUGAGCGCCUACUGUACGUCACCUGUUCCCAGAAUUGGGAGGCCAUGGGGAACCAUUUCUGGAUCAAGCAGUGCAUUGAGCUCCUCCUGGCUGUGUGUGAGAAGAGCACGGCCAUUGGUACCAGCUGCCAGGGUGCAAUGCUUCCAUCCAUCACCAAUGUCAUCAACCUGGCCGACAGCCAUGACCGAGCCGCCUUUGCUAUGGUCACACACGUCAAGCAGGAGCCUCGGGAGCGAGAGAACAGUGAGUCCAAAGAGGAGGAUGUAGAGAUCGAUAUUGAACUAGCUCCCGGGGAUCAGACCAGCACACCCAAAACCAAAGAGCUCUCUGAGAAGGACAUCGGGAACCAGCUGCACAUGCUCACCAACAGACAUGACAAGUUCCUCGACACCCUCCGGGAAGUGAAGACUGGAGCAUUGCUCAGUGCCUUUGUUCAGCUGUGCCACAUUUCCACAACCCUGGCAGAGAAGACCUGGGUCCAGCUUUUCCCGAGACUGUGGAAAAUCCUCUCUGACAGGCAGCAGCAUGCUCUGGCAGGUGAGAUCAGUCCAUUCCUAUGCAGCGGCAGUCACCAGGUGCAACGUGACUGUCAGCCGAGCGCAUUGAACUGCUUUGUGGAAGCCAUGUCCCAGUGUGUCCCUCCGAUCCCCAUCAGACCGUGUGUCCUGAAGUACCUGGGGAAAACGCACAACCUCUGGUUCCGCUCUACGCUGAUGCUGGAGCACCAGGCCUUUGAGAAGGGUCUGAGCCUGCAGAUCAAGCCCAAGCAGACGACUGAGUUUUAUGAGCAGGAGAGCAUAACGCCACCACAGCAGGAGAUCCUGGAUUCCUUGGCUGAGCUGUAUUCCCUGUUACAAGAGGAGGAUAUGUGGGCCGGCUUAUGGCAGAAGCGCUGCAAAUAUGCAGAGACGGCGACGGCAAUUGCCUAUGAGCAGCAUGGCUUCUUUGAGCAGGCCCAGGAAUCCUAUGAGAAGGCAAUGGAUAAAGCCAAGAAGGAGCACGAGCGGAGCAACGCUUCCCCUGCUGUCUUCCCCGAGUACCAGCUCUGGGAGGACCACUGGAUCAGGUGCUCCAAGGAGCUGAAUCAGUGGGAGGCCUUGACUGAGUUCGGCCAGUCCAAAGGCCAUAUAAACCCCUACCUUGUUCUGGAGUGUGCAUGGCGGGUUUCCAACUGGACCGCCAUGAAGGAGGCACUAGUGCAGGUGGAAGUGAGCUGUCCGAAGGAGAUGGCCUGGAAGGUGAACAUGUACCGUGGCUACCUGGCCAUCUGCCACCCCGAGGAGCAGCAGCUCAGCUUCAUCGAGCGCCUGGUGGAGAUGGCCAGCAGUCUGGCCAUCCGCGAGUGGCGGCGGCUGCCCCACGUGGUGUCACAUGUGCACACACCCCUCCUGCAGGCUGCCCAGCAGAUCAUUGAGCUUCAGGAAGCUGCGCAGAUAAAUGCAGGGUUACAGCCGACCAACCUGGGCAGGAACAACAGCCUGCAUGACAUGAAGACUGUGGUGAAGACCUGGAGGAACAGGCUGCCCAUCGUGUCGGAUGACCUGUCGCACUGGAGCAGCGUCUUCAUGUGGAGGCAGCACCAUUACCAGGGUAAACCGACCUGGUCCGGCAUGCAUUCAUCAUCUAUUGUGACUGCAUACGAAAAUAGCUCUCAGCAUGAUCCAAGUUCAAAUAACGCUAUGCUUGGGGUUCAUGCAUCAGCCUCUGCAAUCAUCCAGUAUGGAAAAAUUGCCCGGAAACAGGGACUAGUCAACGUGGCACUGGAUAUACUAAGUCGGAUUCAUACUAUCCCCACUGUUCCUAUUGUGGAUUGCUUCCAGAAGAUUCGUCAGCAAGUGAAAUGCUAUCUCCAGCUGGCAGGAGUGAUGGGCAAAAACGAGUGCAUGCAGGGCCUCGAAGUAAUUGAGUCUACAAACUUAAAAUACUUCACAAAAGAAAUGACAGCUGAGUUUUAUGCACUGAAGGGAAUGUUCUUGGCUCAGAUCAACAAAUCCGAGGAAGCCAACAAAGCGUUCUCCGCGGCUGUGCAGAUGCAUGACGUGCUGGUGAAGGCCUGGGCCAUGUGGGGCGACUACCUGGAGAACAUCUUUGUGAAGGAGCGGCAGCUGCAUCUGGGGGUGUCUGCCAUUACCUGCUACCUGCACGCAUGCCGGCAUCAGAAUGAGAGCAAAUCAAGGAAGUACUUGGCCAAGGUGCUGUGGCUUUUGAGUUUUGAUGAUGACAAAAACACACUGGCCGACGCUGUGGACAAGUACUGCAUUGGCGUACCACCCAUCCAGUGGCUGGCCUGGAUCCCUCAGUUACUCACCUGCCUCGUGGGCUCUGAGGGCAAGCUGCUUCUGAACCUCAUCAGCCAGGUUGGACGAGUGUAUCCCCAAGCAGUCUACUUUCCCAUCCGGACUCUGUACCUGACCUUGAAAAUAGAACAGCGGGAGCGCUAUAAGAGCGAUUCUGGACAGCAGCAGCCAAGUUCAGUGGGUAACCAGUCCCAUUCUGCAUCAGAUCCAGGGCCCAUACGAGCCACAGCACCCAUGUGGCGCUGCAGCCGAAUCAUGCACAUGCAGCGGGAGCUCCACCCCACCCUGCUGUCUUCCCUGGAAGGCAUCGUCGACCAGAUGGUCUGGUUCAGAGAGAACUGGCACGAAGAGGUACUCAGGCAACUGCAGCAGGGCCUGGCCAAAUGUUACUCUGUCGCCUUUGAGAAAAGCGGAGCCGUAUCUGAUGCCAAAAUCACGCCCCACACACUCAACUUCGUGAAGAAGCUGGUGAGCACGUUUGGGGUGGGCCUGGAGAAUGUGUCCAACGUGUCCACCAUGUUCUCCAGCGCAGCCUCUGAGUCUCUUGCCCGCCGGGCACAGGCCACAGCUCAGGACCCCGUCUUCCAGAAGCUGAAGGGCCAGUUCACCACGGAUUUUGAUUUCAGCGUUCCAGGAUCCAUGAAACUUCAUAAUCUCAUUUCUAAAUUGAAAAAGUGGAUCAAAAUCCUUGAGGCCAAAACCAAGCAGCUUCCAAAAUUCUUUCUCAUUGAAGAAAAGUGUCGGUUUUUGAGCAAUUUCUCAGCACAAACAGCUGAGGUAGAAAUUCCUGGAGAAUUCUUGAUGCCGAAGCCAACACAUUACUACAUCAAGAUUGCUCGGUUCAUGCCCAGGGUGGAGAUCGUGCAGAAGCAUAACACGGCGGCCCGCAGGCUGCACAUCCGCGGCCACAACGGCAAGAUCUACCCCUACCUGGUCAUGAACGACGCCUGCCUCACCGAGUCCCGGCGGGAGGAGCGUGUGCUGCAGCUGCUCCGCCUGCUGAACCCCUGCCUGGAGAAGAGGAAGGAGACCACCAAGAGACACUUGUUUUUCACAGUUCCCCGGGUUGUGGCGGUGUCUCCACAGAUGCGCCUCGUGGAAGACAACCCCUCCUCACUUUCCCUUGUGGAGAUCUACAAGCAGCGCUGUGCCAAGAAGGGCAUCGAGCAUGACAACCCCAUUUCCCGCUACUAUGACAGGCUGGCCACAGUGCAGGCGCGGGGGACCCAGGCCAGCCACCAGGUUCUCCGAGACAUCCUGAAGGAGGUGCAGGGCAACAUGGUGCCUCGCAGCAUGCUGAGAGAGUGGGCCCUGCACACAUUCCCCAACGCCACAGACUACUGGACCUUCCGGAAGAUGUUCACCAUCCAGCUGGCGCUCAUUGGCUUUGCAGAGUUCGUCUUGCAUUUAAAUAGGCUCAACCCAGAGAUGUUGCAGAUCGCUCAGGACACCGGCAAGCUGAAUGUUGCUUACUUUCGCUUCGAUAUAAAUGAUGCAACUGGGGACUUGGACGCCAACCGCCCAGUCCCCUUUCGCCUCACUCCCAACAUUUCAGAGUUUCUGACCACCAUCGGCGUCUCGGGCCCGCUGACUGCCUCCAUGAUCGCCGUGGCUCGGUGCUUUGCCCAGCCCAACUUCAAGGUGGAUGGCAUUCUGAAAACUGUGCUCCGGGAUGAGAUCAUUGCUUGGCACAAGAAGACGCAGGAGGACACAUCGUCUCCGCUGUCAGCUGCAGGGCAGCCCGAGAACAUGGACAGCCAGCAAUUGGUGUCCCUGGUUCAGAAGGCGGUGACGGCCAUCAUGACACGCCUGCACAAUCUGGCCCAGUUUGAUGGCGGGGAGAGCAAAGUGAACACCUUGGUUGCCGCUGCCAACAGUCUGGACAACCUGUGCCGCAUGGACCCAGCCUGGCACCCAUGGCUGUGACCGCAGCUGCCGUCCCCUGUACUGUGAAGGGCUGUGAGCUGCUGGCUGCCACCUCUCUUGGCCUUGUUCACUUUAGUUCCUUUCCCCAUAGGCGGUGUGUGGACGAGCGUGAAUUAGUCUCAGAGGGAGCCACGCACGUUGUUGGCCAGAGCCAAACCUACUCCCAGCUUUUAAAAAAUGCUUUUUUAAGGAACCAGGAGUCCCCAGCCUGGAAUUUUUGUGGAUUCUUUUUUAUGGUACUCCUUAGUUUGUGUGAAUGGGACACCAUAGGAAACAGUUCCUUAAGGCCCCUUUUAACUUCCAGAAACACCUCAGCUCCAUGCUUUUGUACAGACCUUUAACCAGUGUUGGGAAAGCUCAGUGUUAGAGAAAGAAAAUCAAGAUGGAUGGGCAGUCUUUCUCUGGCGCGUUUUCAGGCCGUGCGCCCUGCGUCCUGGGUGUCCUGCCCCAAGGCGCAGUGGGGCCUCAGCCCGGGACCUGGACUCCGCUGUGAAGUCAGCAGCAGACUUGGCACUGCUGCUGCUGGCUCUUUAGAUUCUUCUAGACACUAUCAUUGUACUGAGAAAAGAAAAAUCACUUUUCCUUCCUAAUUUAAAAAGAAAGCAGUGGAAGUUUAUCCCUGACAUGUUCACAUUUUUAUAAAUCUGAGCAUUGAGAAUGUUCUAAAUUUGUACAGUGUGAUUUUUUUUUUUUAGAAUAAAUAUUUUAUAAAA